GCCUGCGGAUCGCGAGGUCUAUAUCAGGCGAGACUCGAGUUUAUCGCGUUUCCUUUCAUUCAGUGGAGGAAAAAAAAAAGAACCCGGUACAACGUGGCAUCCAUGCCGGCUUCAUUUUCAUCAAUAAAUUUCAAUCUUUAUCAUUAAGAUUGAUUAAUUAAAAUUGAUAUUUCACUGGAAUAACAUUGUGUGCAAUAGUUGAAAGUGACAUUUACGAAAAAUUUGAAAAAAAUAAGUGAACAAGUGAUUAGUGCCAUUUUUCGAUAACUUACUGAAUUAAAUAUUAUUAAUAUUACUUUUAAAAAUCAAUAGAACUAGAAAAAAAAUACUUUUUUUCGAAGUGAUUAAAAUGUUUUGUCAGUGAAGAAAAAGAAGUUACAAGACUGGCACUAAUAAACUGCUAAUUAUCUCAGUGUGGAGCGUGGUAAUUGUCGAGCGUGCGUCCACGUGAUCCAGAGUAGAGGAUACGUCAGAGAGUAGAAAUUACAACGUUGAGCAUCACACACAAAUAGAAUAAUUAAAAGUCCAUUAUAAAGACUCGCGAAUCCUUCAAGGAGAACGAUUUUGCAUCAUAAUAAUAAUAAUAAUAGAGAAGGAGAAAAAAGACUUACAUAUAUAUAUAUAUAUAUGUAAUAUCUGUAUGUGUAAUAGUAGUGAAUGAAAUUCAUAAGUGCAUCACUUUUAAACUCUCUUGAUAUCCUCAAUUUUCUUUAUCAAUUGCAAUUAACCGUUUGCUUCUUAAUCACUCUUAAUUACUUGUAAUUAUCCCGUUGUUGUUAAUUAAGUAGGCUGAUGUCAUUCAGACAUUUCAUUUGAUCUUUCAAAGAGAGGAGAGAACUUUUUAUAAAAGAUUGCGAUUCGUAUAAAUAAUUUAAAAAAAAAAAAGGAGACAUAAAAAUAGACGACUGCGUGUUCCAAGUGCUUUGUGUUUCCGUAAAUAGAAACUUCACGAAAAGAACGUGAUUUCAUUGGCAGAUUCGUUUUUUCAUUUCUCAAAGCUGAUAAAUUAUUCCCAAGAGUGUUACAACGUCAGAAAAACGUCGCUCUAUAUACAUCAAUCACGGAUACCCUCAGAUUGUGAAUCAUCGGGAUGCGAGGCUGACAUGGCGGAGGGCUCGGCAGAGGAGGAACAGAGCAGUACCGCUGCACCAGCUUCACCCCCAGCUGACCUCCGUAUUUUGAAUACACAGCUGUCGCCAACUUAUCAGCAUCAACCUUGUCUUCAGUCGCAUCUUCAGCAUCGACAGCAUUCCAACAUGCUGGCCACUGCCGUCCCACCCAGGCACAGUCACAGCAUGCUAUCGCAUCAGGUGAAAACGGAAAUGGAGAUGGACAAUCCCUGUGAUCUUCCUCUCAACUUAAAAAGCGAGGAGAGUGACAGAAGUAGUAAUGGAAGUCCAGAGCCAGCCUCAGUUACUUUACAAGAACAUCAAAUGAUUUUGGAAGGGAUGAAAAGGAAAAGACGACGAAGUCCUUCUCCGGAAAAUUUGGACCAUGUAAAACGUGCAGCUCAAGCUCAUCUCAAUGGCACAAUGGCUGACAUGGUGACUCUUUUGAAUCAUCAAAAUUUGGCUAAUUUACAAAAUUUACCUCAAGUAGCAUCAUUGGCGGCUGGUCUUCAAGGAAUGGCAAGAUUAACUAAUAAUCAAUUAAUUAAUACUCCACUAAAUCUCACAGUUAGUUCGUCAGCCGGAACAGUACCAACUCCAUCAAGUACAACGGUGGCGUCUCAUCUUUUGCCACCGCCAAGUUCGGCCCCCAUGGCGACACUUCCUCAACUUCUCUCUCAACCUCAACCCGUUACGGUGCCGACGUUAAUUUUAUUGUCGGGUCAAUUCAUUCAAAAUGUUCAGCAUGCCCAACUUCUUAUACAAACUUCUCAGGGCAUUUCUACACAGACGAUUAUUGCAGCGCCUGUCAAUCAUGUCAAUAAUCAAAUGGUCGACUUUCCCUUAAGCAAUGGACAAGUUGUCUCCACAACAUUGGCGAAUCUUCAGUCGAUUACACAACCUCAAAAUUUAAUGAAUACACCAACAAGUAAUGUACCGAGUCCGAGUUUGGCGACGGGAUUAGCAUUGAAUCCGGCAGCGUUACCGCAUCUUCUUGGUAAUAGUACAGCGAGUCAACAAUUGUUGAUGCCACAACAAUUGUUGCAGGCUGCUCAGGCUGUUCAGGCGCAAGCUCAGGCUCAAGUUAAGGCUCAGGCAGUUCAAGCUCAGGCUGUUCAAGCUGCUCAAGCAUCGCAACCACUUUUAACUACUUCACCUCAACAACAUGCCCAUCGGCAUACUACUCAUAUGAACCAUUAUGCGCCGACGGAAAAACAUCAUAGAGAUAAUAGACAGGAGCAAUCGUCGCCUUUGAACGGUGGUGUGGUUUCCGCUGCUUCCGCUCUUAACAGACUGGCUAACAAUAAUGGUGAAAUAACUAUGACAGUUGUCAAAGCAUCGCCAAGCAGUUUGCACAGUUCCAAGGAUGAGGAGGACGAUCUUCUCAAUGAUUCACCUAAUCAACCAACAAUUAACGAAGCGACCAGUAAUAUUGUCGAAGGAGUUGAUUUAGACGAAAUGAGAGAUUUUUCCAAAAGAUUUAAACUUGAUCGACUUGCUUUAGGAUUAACGCAAACACAAGUUGGCCAAGCUCUUAGCGUUACGGAGGGUCCAGCCUACAGUCAAAGUGCAAUAUGCCGGUUUGAAAAACUAGACAUUACACCAAAGAGCGCGCAGAGGAUCAAGCCUGUCUUGGAAAAAUUUAUAAUUGAAUCUAAAAAGAGUACUUUUGAUUAUAGGAAUAAAAGCGGUGCCAAUCAUCUUAUGGAUUUCAUCGGAGUUGAACCGAGUAAAAAAAGAAAACGACGCACUUCCUUUACACCCCAAGCUCUUGAAUUGUUGAAUGCUCACUUUGGCAGAAAUACUCAUCCAAAUGGAAACGAGAUCACGACGCUGGCGCAUCAGCUGGGCUACGAAAGGGAAGUAAUAAGGAUUUGGUUCUGCAAUAAGAGGCAAGCUCUGAAGAAUACUGUACGAAUGAUGUCAAAGGGCGUUGUAUAAAUGUAAAUCGACUAUAUCUUCCAUAAUAUUAAAAAAAAAAAAAUACUAGCGCCAAAAACAAGCUUCUUUUUUUGGUGACAUUCGUCUUCUCACGUGUCUGGGGACAACUCGUAUUUUUUUUUGAAAAAUGUAACUCAUGACGGUUACAAAUUUUUUUUUUUUUUAUUUCAAAAUAUUUAAUUUCCUUUUUUUAAAUCACACAAUUUUUCAACAUAAAAAAUAAUUUAAUUUUUUCCCAAACAAAAUUAACUAAUUUAAAUGUCACCCAAUUUGACACUGUCUAAGAAGGUUUUCAUAAAUUAAUAGCCAAAUUGUCAAAAAAAAAAAAUGAAAAGUAUGGCUAAAAAAAAUACUUUUCAUUUGGACUCAUUUAAUUAUUUAGCUUUCAAUGAAACUCGGAACGUUCCAAUUUACAAUAAAUAAAAAAAAAAAAUUAGUGAACGUAGCCAUAACGACUGAAAGGCGAUGACGAAUCGACAGAUUUCUGAAAUCUCGAACAGGGUAAUUGAGAGGAAAAUCGCGAUUCGUCUCGCGAGCAUUGUGAUCGCAAAAACGUAUACGCGUGUAUUAUUCUGUAAAUAAUUUUAAUAUUAGGAUUCGACGAUAUGUGAUCCCGCGACGACAAGUUAUAAACACAGACGAACAAAAAAAAAAAAAAAAAAAAAAAAAAAUCGUCAAACUUUGUAAAUAUGUUUCUAGAUAUUAUAAAUCUUAACAAAAAAAUUGAAAAAAAAAAAAUAAAUGUACAUACCCCAAAAAAACAAAUUUUUUUUUGCAAUUAUAGACGGGAUGUAAAACCUCGAGCUAAAGAGGAAAAAACUUUGAGAUAAAAAAAAAAAGAAGCAAUAAAGUAUCAUUUUUAAAUUAAAUGCUGAUGAAAAAUUAUUACUAUUGAUAUUGGUGGUGUGAAAGUUAUCUUCUCUUUAGCAGAAAUCGAUUACAACUCGUGUACAAGUUAUUGGAAUCGCAAAAGAAAAAUGAGAUAAUAUCUCUCGAAUUAUUGUAUUUAAGUUUCAUGUGAUCUUUUACUUACAAUUAGCGCAGUUAUAACUUCCAAUUUUUCAUACUUUUUAAUACUCAAUCUAUCAAAGACUAAUUUUUAUAGCAAAAAAAAAAAAAAAAAGAAAAGAAUCGUUUUUUCUAUUAGUCAUUAGGCUUUUUUUUUAAUUUUCUUUUUAAUAAAUUCAAAUGAGAAAACGGAAACGCUUAAACCUUUGUUUUUAGGUGAAAUUUCAUAAUUUACUUCUUCGCCUCUCGGUAAAAGUGGAAAAUAAUAUUUUCCAUUUUUUUUCUUCUAUUGAUUAAUAUUAAAAAAAUAAAAAUAAAACGAUUGAAAUUAGGAACAGUCUUAAAUCUCGAUUCGUGAAAGUUUGUGGGUGGAUUGAUUCAUAGAAGGAACUGUGAUAUCGGCAUAAUAUCAAGAAUUACGAGACAACUGGAAAUCGAAAGAGAAAUCAAUGGAGAAAUCGAGUGAGGAGACACAUUACGCCCGAUAAGCUUGAUUGACGUUGAUAAUAAAAUUAAUUAUUAAUUUCAAAAAAAAAAAAAAAACACACACACACACACAAAAGGUAGAGUUAUUUAAAAAUUUUAUUUUUAUAAAUUAUUUUAUACUUUUUCAAAUGAUAGAAUUUAAUUAAAUUUUUCUUAUUUUUAAAAAGUUAUAAUCAAUAGAACUUUAUUAUUCAAAUUGAAAAAUUUAGUUUCUUAUUCUUGUUUCAAUUAUUUCUUUAUAUCUUUUUUUAGAAUUUUUAUUUAUUUAGAUAAAUUAAUUUUAUUACUAUUAUUAAGAAAAUUUUUAUUAUUAUUUCAAUAAUCGUUGAAUAAAGAAUAAUUAAAAAUUUUGCUCACAAUCUCUCUCACGAUAAAAUUACUGACUACUUUUAAUGAAUUUGUUUAUUAAGUAUUAAUUUAAGAUAUAAUUAAGAAUACAUUUUUAAACAUGGAUUUGACAAUUUUCAUGAUGGGAAAAUUUUUAAAUUAUAUAAUCCAAGUGAUAAUCAUUGUGCCUUCUCAAAAUUAACUAUACAUAUAACUCAAUUAUUAAAAAAAAAAUUUUUUUUUUGUUUUGUUUUUUCUGUAAAAAUUUAAUAACUAUUUUCGAAAAAUCGUAAUUUCUAAAUUUUUCUGAAAUUACUUAUUAAUUUCGUGUGAUGAUUUGAGCAGAAUUUUCAACAAAAAAAGGAAAUUAGUCAAAAACAAGAUAUAUACACACAAAAAAAAAAUAUUCCAAUAAAAAAAUAUUUGGAAUUUUGAAAAAAAAAUUUGCUGAUUAAUUAGAUUUAAUCAAUAAUUGGUAUCAGAAAAAAAGGUGAAGAUAAAAAUUUUUAAUUUUUUUUUGUCACGUAAACCUUGAAAAAAAAAUUGCACAUUUUUUUUUUGUAUGGAUUUACUUUUUUUACAAUGCUAAUUAAAUUAUCUUAUCAUGAUCAUAAUUGAGUCGCGAAAGUUAGGCCAUGCAAAUUUUGUUAUCUGCAUCUCUCAAGCGGAUUGCAAAUAAUCUUUUCGUGUUGAUAAGGUACAAUAAAAAGUACUAUACAUUAAAAAUAUUCUCAUUAAUUCAAGUUUCUUUGAUUAAUUAUUUCACCAUUUUAAUAUAUAGAAAAAAAAAACAAAAAUCAAAAAUACUUUCUGUAAUUUUUGGCCUUUAACCAAAAAGAAGAAAUAAAAAUUUGAAUUUCUAAUUUAGCUCAUGUACAUUUAGAUAAAAAUAAAAAAUACGAAAAUAUUUGACGAUCCGCUAAUUAACACGUGUGGUUUUACUGACUAAAAAAUCGUAGUUUUCAAUCUGUAAAUAUAUGAAUAAUGAUAAUGCUAGAUAACGAGAUAGACGCAUUUGCAAUUGCUAAAGUAAUAAACUUAUUAUUAAUCGAAGCUAUAAAAUAGCUAGAUGCAAAGAAAAUGUACAUGGUUAAAAAAUAUUUAUUUAAAAUAAUCAGAAAGAGAAAAUAUUUUACCGUUUUUUUUUUCUUUUCCAAAAAAAAAAAUGUAUUCUAUAAUAAGCCCUUUUGAGAAGCAAAAUUUUAAAUUCCAAAUUUUCCUGUUGACAUUUUGAUAAAAAUUAACAAAGAGAAGCUAAUUUACCAAAAAAAAAAAAAUU
This is a messenger RNA of Leptopilina boulardi, 6150 nucleotides long. RefSeq names its product POU domain, class 6, transcription factor 1 (gene pdm3). Lineage: Eukaryota; Metazoa; Arthropoda; Insecta; Hymenoptera; Figitidae. Gene Ontology annotation, molecular function: RNA polymerase II cis-regulatory region sequence-specific DNA binding; DNA-binding transcription factor activity, RNA polymerase II-specific. Gene Ontology annotation, biological process: regulation of transcription by RNA polymerase II. The transcript has 12 exons. The record is from RefSeq and is a predicted model, not a curated record. The coding region runs from base 1104 to 3050 and encodes 648 amino acids.